Centruroides sculpturatus (bark scorpion) is the source of this 2672-nucleotide messenger RNA. RefSeq lists its product as uncharacterized. The transcript has 3 exons. The record is from RefSeq and is a predicted model, not a curated record. NCBI's taxonomy places the organism in Eukaryota, Metazoa, Arthropoda, Arachnida, Scorpiones, Buthidae. Bases 1699 to 2298 code for a protein of 199 amino acids.
CAAAGUUUUUGAGAUGGUUAAAGGCGCCAACAUUGCUGCAUAAAAAGUCUAAGUUGGGGGGCCAAUUUUGCCCAUUAGUUAGGCAGAAGCCCAUGAGUCCUUGGCGCUCCAUAUCGUGGUGAGGACAGUCUAGGAGAGUGUGCAGGGCGUCCCCAAUAACAGAGUCAUUGCAGUCACAUUUGUCAUCUUCUCUUUUGCCAAACCGAGCGAGGUAGGCUGGGAAAUUCCCAUGCCCGGUGAGGCACUGCGUAAGAUAAUAGGAAGGGGUGAUGUGCUUUAGGAGUUGACGACUCCUAACAGAUGGCAGAAAAUUGAAAGUAAGCCUUCCAGUUGUUGAAUCUGUCCAAUCCUUCUGCCACUCCUCGAUGAUCUGAUUGUAUAAUAGUUUGUUAAUGUAAGUGAUGGGGACCUUCCCAAAGGAGGGGGUAACAUGGAGGUUGGCAACCUUCCUGGCAAGGGCAUCAGCCCUUUCGUUACCAGGAAUUCCGCUGUGCCCGGGGGCCCAGACGAAUUUGAUUUUCCUACGUUUUUGUAGGUUAGUCGCUAGGUAGUAGACAUUUGUGCCAGUGGAGGAGCGUUUGGCGGUACCAGCAAUGACACUUAACACGUACCUGCUAUCCGUAAUGAAAUAGAUGCUUCCUGUAUAUUUUCGGAGGUUUUUAGUGAUUUCUGUCAGAGCUUUAAACAUAGCCCAUAGCUCGGCUUGGUUAUUUGAGCAGUGGGCUUCUAAUUUAUGAUAUUCUUCUUUGAUGUAUUUGUUGGUGUUGUCUUGGACUACAAAGGCCGCUCCUGUGCCGAGGUCGUUCUUAGCCCCGUCCGUAAAGAUCCGCCAAUUCGGGGUAGCAGAUGGAUCGUAAGUUUCAAGUGGCAUUGCUAAUGAGGCCCAGUCGGCCGGGUGGUGGAUCUGCUCGGAUUUCGAUAUGAGGUUAUCUAUCCCAUAUUUGUGCUUUAAUUUCAGGAUGUCUUUGCAAUUAUUCAUGUAGUCAGUACGGGCUUUAUCCAUUUUAUUGAUUAUGGCAUCCGUGUUGGCUUCUUCGUUCUGAAUGUUCCAGUUCCAGGUAAGGAGUUUGAUUUUUAGGUGUAUGAUUCCACUGACUAUGCAAACACCAUUGUCAAACUUCUAGGCUUACAGGAAAGCUGCGCUGAACGUCUGAUGUACACGUUUCCACGUUUAACACUUCGGCCUCAAUCUCGCUAUUAUAUCUUUAACUGCAUCGUCACCGAAUACGAAAGACAGCAAUUACGCGCCAUAAUCCUUAGAAACGGGGCAUCUGGCCAUGCAACCUAAAUGACCUCUUAACUACUGAACAACUUCGAUUGUUUUCGCCACCUGGCAAAGACUUUUCACAAGCUCACAGCUGUAACCUCUAACACCGUGACAUCCAUAACCGUGCCUCCUUUGUCACCGUGCAAGGACAAUAUACUACAAGGAUAGCCAGAUCCCUAUUCUACAAUGUUAGCCAGGAAUGGCAAGUUAGUGACGUCACACGUGUCCUGACCUCUUUGUUUACCUAGAGCAGGGUGUGCACGUGUUUAGUUUUCGCUUUUAAUAUUCGUCCAAUUUUGUGAUUAACGAAGUGAUUUAUUUUAAUAUUUCUGUAAUUGUUUUAUUUGACUAAGUUUUUUAUAAGGUAAGAUGAUUUAAAUAUAAGUCAUUAAAUAUUUAAAGCUAUAUUUUUAUGUUAGGUGAAGAACAAAAUGCCGGGUACUAGGUGUGCUGUGUAUGGUUGCAAUAAUAACUUUUUUGCAGUAAAAGCUAAAGGAGAAAGAGUAACGUUUCAUGUGUUUCCUAGACAAAAAGACUUAAUUUCUAAAAGAAUUAGGUCUGAAUGGAUUAAUCGUUGCAAAAGGAGCGAUAAAUUUAAUCCAGAUACAAGUAGAAUAUGUUCUGUUCAUUUUGUUCAAAGUGAUUAUGAAAGAGAUUUACGAAAUGAAUUGCUGGGUUUACCAGAAAGAAAGAUUCUGAAGAAAACAGCUAUCCCUACAUUAAAUCUUUCGGAUAGAAUGAACCCAACAGUUAUGGAACGAGAAAGAAGUUCAAAAAGAAAACAAAAAGAAGAAGUUAAUGAUCUUUUAACAAAUACUGAUAACAAUAGUAACAAUCUUCAAGAUGAAUGUCAUUACGAAAUUAAAUAUAAGAAGCUGUUAGAAGAAUAUAAUGUUUUAAAAUCAGAAUAUGAAAAAUUGAAAGAAGAUCAUAAAAAAAGAAUAAAAGUAUUAAACGAUUUUCCAGAAAGGAAUGAUAAUCUCAAUGAAAUCGCUAAUUGGUCUUUUUCAAGAUAUGAAAUCGACUUUUGAUAUAAAAUACAUCUGUACUCACAAGUUAAAUCAAGAUUGUCUGGAAAACUUUUUUUUUCAAAUUAGAAGCCGGGGUCCUAAUGAACAUCCAAGCCCAUUAAAUGCUAUUUAUAGGAUUAGAUUGAUUAUUUUAGGUAAGAAUCCUGGUAUUUUAGAGUCAAAAGUAAAUACUAUAGAUCAAAGACAAGAAGAAUAUAUUAUACCCAAAGUUUUAGAGAAAGCACAUGUAGAAGUAUCAAGUGAAAAUACAGACCAAUAUACUAAAUGUAAAACUACUUUUUCUUCAAAUAAACCUUCAGGAAACUCUACAUGCAAUCCAGCCUUUAAUACAAUCUCUGAAGAAACUUCUCACGAUGCUCUCGAGUAUAUAGCAG